Messenger RNA from Microthlaspi erraticum, 414 nucleotides. NCBI's taxonomy places the organism in Eukaryota, Viridiplantae, Streptophyta, Magnoliopsida, Brassicales, Brassicaceae. The record is from the annotation of a GenBank genome assembly.
AUGAUGGUGGUGUUCAAUACAGAAACACAAAGGUGGGAGCCAGACACGGAGCCAGACACGGAGACACGGAGAAACACAAUAGGUACCGCGCUACCUUGUCAUGCGGUGGUGAUGGGUGAUAAGAUUUAUACGAGGAAUUCUCAGAAUAGUUUUGUUUACGAGCCAAAAGAAAGUAAAUGGCAAAAGGACAAGAUGCUGAAUUCAAAGAAGUGGACGAAUGCGUGUGUGGUAGAUGGCGUAUUGUACUAUCACGAUAGGGAUGAGGAUAGUUAUGAGGAAGUUUUAAGAACGUAUGAUCCAAAGAAGAGGUGUUGGGGAGUGGUGAAUGGUUUGGAAGAUUUUCCGGCUGAGAUGAGAUGGUCAUCAGAGACUGUGAGUUACGGUGGGAAACUGGCCUUGUUUUUCCUAAACUAG